This is a messenger RNA of Dermochelys coriacea (leatherback sea turtle), 1829 nucleotides long. RefSeq names its product calcium/calmodulin dependent protein kinase II inhibitor 2 (gene CAMK2N2). The coding region runs from base 165 to 404 and encodes 79 amino acids. The transcript has 2 exons. Gene Ontology annotation, biological process: negative regulation of protein kinase activity. Gene Ontology annotation, molecular function: calcium-dependent protein kinase inhibitor activity; protein kinase binding. Lineage: Eukaryota; Metazoa; Chordata; Testudines; Dermochelyidae. The record is from RefSeq and is a predicted model, not a curated record.
UCCGCCUGGGUUUCCUUUAUGAUGUAGGGUCUGCCCCAGCCCCAGCGCACAGACUCCUCGGCAGGCUGCCGCGCUCCGCACUCCCUCGCCAGCCCGCCCGCCCGCCCGGCCCGCUGCCGGAUCGCGCCCUCCGGCCGCCCCGCAGGACCCCGGCCGCCGCCAGCAUGUCCGAGAUCCUCCCCUACAGCGAGGAGAAGGUGGCCCGCUACGGCACCGACUCCGAAGUCAGCGAGAUCUCCUUCAGCUGCCGGCUCCAGGACACCAACUCCUUCUUCGGGGGCAACCAGGCCAAGCGGCCCCCCAAGCUAGGGCAGAUCGGCAGGGCCAAGAGAGUGGUGAUCGAAGAUGAUAGAAUAGACGAGGUGCUGAAGGGGAUGACAGACAAGCCGCCUUCUGGGGUAUAAGCCGGCAGAGGAGACGCCUGCACCGAGCUGCAGACUCUGAUCACUGAUUUUAAGGCACUUUUGGCCGUGCAUGUUUGUUGGACUGUGGUCAACGAGGGAAGCAAAGGAAGGAGAUGAGGCUGCUGGUGACACCUUCCACCCCCAACCCAGACCCCAGCCCGAUGCGGUAACGGAUGGGGCCAUCUCACCCUCCUCAGCAUCCAACCGAGAGCGAUGGGACAAAGGGACCUGGCCAUCCAUCCCUGUCCAGAUUUCCAGGGCGCCAUGCCCACCCCGGAGAUGCCAUCUUUUUCAGCACCACGUCCUGUCCUCACAACCCCCCUCCCUGCAGAAUGGAGGAGCCGGCUACUGAGGCGCUAUCCAGGGCCAGCGCCACUUCCAGCGCCCUGCCGGGGAGCUGCCCAUUCCAGCGCCACUUCCAGCGCCCUCCCCGGGAGCUGCCCAUUCCAGCGCCACUUCCAGCGCCCUCCCCGGGAGCUGCCCAUUCCAGCGCCACUUCCAGCGCCCUCCCCGGGAGCUGUCCAUUCCAGCACCCUCCACAGGAGCUGUCCUUUCCAGAGCCCUCCCGGGGAGCUGUCCAUUCCAGCCCCCACUCUUCUCCCAUGCUCUUCUUCCCAGCCCCACUGAGCCCCCCCCUUUCCCCAAGCCACGAUGCCGAGGUGCUGUUCCCCUGAGAGCGCGGAGCCCUUGGGAUCGCCUGGCGGUCUCAUCUCGAAGAGGGCUCCUGUAGCCAUGCUCUUUACACCUUUCUCUGUCUCUCUCCGAGUGGCUAUGUAUCUAGCCCCUGCAUAGACACACACACCUCUAGCUGUAGCAGGCUCAUCAUGCGUGCAGUCACCCCCCUGCUGUAUUUCAGACCCACACCCAUUCUCUAACUCAUCCAUCCACCCCCACACCUCAUCCCUAUCCAGUUUGCAAAAUACCAGCAGAUCGGACGCAAAUCCAAAGCCAGCAGUGCUGAACGGAAGGCAGAGGUUCCGACCCGGAUGGACUAUAAUAUAAAAGACAGUGAUCAUUUUGCUGUCGAGAGACAUUUUUGAUCCAUCUUUUUUGCAUGAGCUUCCUGGUCCUGGUGCCACAUCUUGGUGCCACUGGUCAUCCCACUCUGGCACGCUUCUUUUUAACAGAACUCCUCAUAUUUGUAUUUUUAUAUCCGAAUCUUUGUUAAAAAUGAUCUGCUAGUGUCUAAGGUUGAAAUACUGCAUCAAAGAUUGUUCAUAUUUUUUCCCAUACGAAAGGAAAAUAAGUGUAUAGAAUGGAAUUUAAAUGGUUGGUUCUCGUAAUUCUAUAUAUCAGUAUUGGACAGGACUUCUUGACUGUGGUUAGGGUUUUGCACACCUCAAAACACCAGUAAACAAAUGUAUCUAAGAAUCUUAUACUGUGAUUAAUGGCUUUAUUGACGGACCAUGCAGAAACAUAAUGACU